Eutrema salsugineum is the source of this 2335-nucleotide messenger RNA. RefSeq names its product putative proline-rich receptor-like protein kinase PERK6. The transcript has 7 exons. Gene Ontology annotation, biological process: protein phosphorylation. The record is from RefSeq and is a predicted model, not a curated record. Gene Ontology annotation, molecular function: ATP binding; protein kinase activity. Bases 71 to 2167 code for a protein of 698 amino acids. NCBI's taxonomy places the organism in Eukaryota, Viridiplantae, Streptophyta, Magnoliopsida, Brassicales, Brassicaceae.
UAAGAAAAUCUUAAGGAGAGAGCUUUCUGAUAAACAAAAGAAGAAAAAAAAGAAACACCAAAUAGAUAUUAUGGCGGAGGGGCAAUCCCCGGAGAAUUCACCGCCGUCACCUACACCUCCUUCUCCUCCCUCCUCCGACAACAACAACAACAACAACAAUCAACAACAAUCUCCUCCGUCUCCUUCCUCCUCCUCAACCUCUCCUUCAUCUUCACCACCAGCUCCUCCUCCACCGGAGAAUUCCUCCGAUGGUUCCUCCUCCUCUCCUCCACCGCCUUCUUCAGGCUCACAAUCUCCACCAUCGCCACCACAAGGAAACAACAACAACAACAAUGGUGGCAACAAUGACAACAACAACAAUGGUAAUAACAACAAUGAUGGCAACAAUGGUAAUAACAACAAUGGCAAUAACAACAAUGGGAACAACAAUGACAAUAACAACAACAAUGGAGAUAAUAACAACAAAAGCAAUGGGGGAGGAAAUAACAAUCGUUCGCCUCCGCCUCCUUCAAGAAACUCCGACCGUAACUCUCCUCCUCCACCAAGAUCUCUGGCUCCGCCUAGAUCAAGCGGUGGUGGCUCGAACUCCUCACGUAACGAUGCACAGAACACGGCUGCUAUCAUAGGAAUUGCUGCUGGUGCUGGAUUGUUGUUUCUUGUUAUGAUAUUGUUCUGCGUCUGUUGUUGUCGCAAGAAGAAAAAGAAGCAUCAAAUGCCUGACUAUGCAAGCAAUGGUUACGCCACGAGCAAAGGUGAUCAAUACCAACAACAACAACAUUACAAUAACCAAAGCGAUCACGUAAUGAACCUGUCUAAUCAAUAUCCAGGAUCAAACGGUAACAACAACUGGAUGAGCUCACCGCCUCCACCUCCACCCGGAAGCUGGCAACCAUCGCCACCACCACCACCACCGCCAGUUUCCGGCGGUAUAAACAACGGAAACAGCAGCGAUAUGAGCUCAAACUACUCAGGUCCACAUGGUCCGUCUCUACCACCACCUCACCCUUCAGUGGCUCUAGGUUUCAACAAGAGCACAUUCACCUACGACGAGCUAGCUGCAGCAACUCAAGGCUUCUCUCAAGCAAGACUCUUAGGGCAAGGCGGGUUUGGGUAUGUUUACAAAGGAAUACUUCCUAAUGGGAAAGAGAUCGCUGUGAAGAGUCUUAAAGCGGGAAGCGGACAAGGAGAGCGUGAGUUUCAGGCCGAGGUUGAGAUCAUUAGUCGAGUUCAUCAUCGGUUUCUUGUGUCUCUUGUUGGAUAUUGUAUUGCAGGAGGGCAGAGGAUGUUGGUUUAUGAGUUCUUACCUAAUGAUACACUUGAGUUCCAUCUCCAUGGUAAAAGUGGUAAUGUUCUUGAUUGGCCUACAAGGCUCAGGAUUGCUUUGGGAUCAGCUAAGGGACUUGCUUACUUACAUGAAGAUUGUCAUCCGAAAAUCAUUCAUAGAGACAUUAAAGCUUCAAACAUUCUUCUUGAUGAAUCCUUUGAAGCCAAGGUUGCAGAUUUCGGGUUAGCGAAGCUAUCUCAAGACAACGUUACACAUGUGUCCACUCGUAUCAUGGGAACUUUCGGGUACUUGGCUCCAGAGUAUGCGUCGAGCGGGAAACUUACAGACAGAUCAGAUGUUUUCUCUUUUGGAGUGAUGCUUCUAGAGCUUAUUACUGGACGUCGACCUGUUGAUCUCACUGGUGAAAUGGAAGACAGUCUAGUCGAUUGGGCAAGACCCUUAUGCUUGAACGCAGCUCAAGACGGAGAUUACAGUGAACUAGUUGAUCCAAGGCUCGAGAACCAGUACGAGCCUCAUGAGAUGGCACGAAUGGUGGCAUGUGCUGCAGCAGCCGUGAGACACUCAGCUAGACGCAGGCCUAAGAUGAGCCAGAUUGUUCGAGCUCUGGAGGGAGAUGCGUCGCUAGAUGAUCUAAACGAAGGAGCAAAACCGGGGCAGAGCUCAUUCCUCGGGAGAGGAUCGAGCUCAGACUAUGACUCGAGCACUUACAGUGCUGAUAUGAGGAAGUUCAGGAAAGUGGCGUUGGAUAGCCACGAGUACGGUGCAAGCAGUGAGUAUGGGAACACGAGUGAGUACGGGCUUGACCCUUCUUCCUCGAGCAGCGAGGAGAUUCGUAGAGGAGGAGCUACCAACAACAAAACAACUCAUAGCCGAGAGCUUUGAUUUAGCUGUUAGAUUCAAACAAUCAACCUUGCUGUGUUUUUGUGUUUUGUUUCCCUUUCGAAAUUUUUUUAAAACUCUUUUUCUUUUCUUUUGUGUCAGAUUCUGACCGCUGGAUAUGUGUUUAUGUCUGUGUGUUUAUUUUUGUGAAGAAAAAAUUCAAACUUUUGA